AUGAUUAUUGCUGGUUUUACUGGCCAAUUAAAAGGUUGGUGGGAUAAUUAUUUGACCCAGGAACAGCGUAGUAAUAUAUUGAAUGCUGUAAAACGGGAAGGAACUUCUCAAGAACCAGUUAUAGUUCCAAAUGCUGUCUAUUCAUUAGUUAUUAAUAUUAUAGAGCAUUUUUCAGGAAGAUGGUCGGAUAAUAAUGAAACCAUUAGGACUAUGCUUCAGAAUUUAAGAUGCCAAACCCUUACCUCAUUUAGGUGGUAUAAGGAUGAAGGUUUAGCCUUAUGUAAUGAGAUCAAGCUAAAUCAGCAAAUUAAGAGACAUGGUCUGAAUGAGAGACAACAAUUAGGAGAAUUUUGUGGACAAUUUGGUAUGAAUAUUCCACAAACUAAGGCACCUCAUAGGCGCAAGAAAAAGAAGAAAGAUUUCCAAGCAUGGAAAGAAAAACGCUUGCAAAAGAAAGCAAGACGGAAAAAAGAAUUCAAGAAAAGAAAGGAUUAUGUUAAAUCCAAAAAUCCAAAAGCCUGCUAUAAGUGUGGCAGAGUUGGUCAUUUUUACAAGAAUUAUAAAGUCAAGGAGAAAAUUAAGAACCUUGACAUUGAUGAUGACCUAAAAGAGUCUUUAUACAAGAUUUUAUUAAAUUCAGAACCAGAAGAUUCUGAUUUUGAGUUUGAUAAUUCGGAGGACUCUUCAUCAAAUGAAGAUCCUAGCUAG
This is a messenger RNA of Lycium ferocissimum, 708 nucleotides long. RefSeq lists its product as uncharacterized. The coding region runs from base 1 to 708 and encodes 235 amino acids. The record is from RefSeq and is a predicted model, not a curated record. Lineage: Eukaryota; Viridiplantae; Streptophyta; Magnoliopsida; Solanales; Solanaceae. The transcript has 2 exons.